Solenopsis invicta (red fire ant) is the source of this 1519-nucleotide messenger RNA. RefSeq names its product protein ALP1-like. NCBI's taxonomy places the organism in Eukaryota, Metazoa, Arthropoda, Insecta, Hymenoptera, Formicidae. The record is from RefSeq and is a predicted model, not a curated record. The transcript has 5 exons. Bases 203 to 1423 code for a protein of 406 amino acids.
AUAAUGCAACACAUAUGUAUGUUUAAGGCUGCGAUCCGAUUCACGCUCACAGCGCUCACUGUACUCACGACGCUCAUGAUCGGUCCGAUUCGUUAGCAUGCUUAAGGCGCUUGACGACAAUAAACGUUUCGGAUCACUUGUAAACGCUACUCAUAGGGAUAUAACCUAAGAUACCUAGCAAAUCAGCCUCGAGGAAAGAAAAAUGAAUAUUCAGUGUAAGGUCGCAGCAUUACAAUUGAUAGAAAUUGCUUUAGAGGAGUCUGAUAGUGAGGAUUUGAAUCGUUUAUUUUAUUCAUCUUCAAGCGAUGAUGAGGAAGCUAUAAAAAAUUUGCAUUCUGCUUUAAUUAUAAGUAAACAAAAAAAAAAAAAAUUGAACAGAAGACCUCGGAUUCAAGACUUUAUAGAAAGAGUUAUCUCAGGGUACACAGCACAAGAAUUUAAAACACAUUUUCGAUUACUUCCAACGACCUUCGACCAUGUUUUAAGAUUGAUUGGACCAAGUUUGACUUCUACAAAAUCAGUUGCAGGUAGAAAGCCUAUUCCAGCAAAAAAGCAAUUGUUAAUGGGUCUUUGGAUGAUGGCUACACCAGACUCAUACAGAUCUGUGUGUAUGAAAUUUGAUUUGGGAAAGGCGACGGCAAUUCGCGCUAUGAGACGAGUUACAUACGCCUUGCACACCUUAGCUCCUCAAAUUAUUCAGUGGCCUCAAGGAAGAAAAGCUACUGAAGUAAUGAUAGCAUUUGAGCGUGUGAGUGCAUUUCCACGUGUAAUAGGAGCCAUAGAUGGCACUCAUGUGGAAAUACGAUCUCCCCGGGAUGAUAAUCAUCAAGCAUACAUUAAUAGAAAAGGAUACGCAUCAAUUCAUGUGCAGGCUGUGUGUACCCAAAAUUUAUUAUUUACAAGCAUGUUUGCUGGGAAUGCUGGCUCUGUGCAUGACGCACGAAUUUUUCGAAUUUCUCCAGUGGCUCGGUACUUUGAGAAUCCAGAAAAAUAUUUCUGUAAUGAUAGUCAUCUUGUUGGUGAUGCUGCAUAUGGUAUACAUACCAAUAUGAUGGUCCCGUUUAAAGACAAUAGUCAUUUGAGCCUUAGACAAAAGAAUUUCAACUUUUGUCACUCAUCAGCUCGAAUGGCAAUUGAAAGGGCCUUUGGUGUUUGGAAAGCGCGAUGGAGAAGUAUUUUAGAUUGUUUAUCCAUGAUUACGUUAGAAAAAAUACCAGAAUACAUAUUGGCAACUGCAGUCUUACAUAACAUUUGUAUCAUAAAUAAUGAUUUAUUUGAUAUAAAUAAUAUUGAUGUGCCAAAUCAAAAUCAACACAUCCAGCACGGAAUAUUAAUAUCGGGUAGAACAAAUGAAGGCAACAGAAAACGACAAAGAAUAAUGAACAAUUUGGUAAUGAGAGAUAAUGAACGUGUAUUUGCGUAAUUUAUAAAAUCUUUUUAAUGUAUUAACUCUUAUAAACUAUUUCCUCAUCAACUAAAUCUUUAUAAAAAUGAAUAAAUGUAUGCAAAUUAAUUUGAA